AUGUUGAAUCUAAUGAAGUUAACACUUCUAAUUAUGUUUAUAUUCGUUUAUAAAUCAUUUGCUAGUGGAAAAUUUGAAUUACAAUUAACUCGAUUUCAAAAUCAUGAUGGUUUAAAUUCAAAUGGUUCAUGUUGUUCUGGUCCAAAUUUAUUUUUUACUUGUUUACAACCAUGUAAAACAUUUAUACGUCUAUGUUUACGUUAUGUUAAUCCUACUAUUGAUGAUAUUAAUAGUCGUACAAUAAUAACAAAGAAUUCAUCAAAUGCUCUUUUAUCACCUGAUUCAUGUACAUUUGGUUUUCAUGAAACACCGGUAUUAGGUGGUAAUAAUUUAUAUUUUACAGAAACAUCAACAGGACAACCAAAUAUAUUUCAAUUACCAUUUAAUUUUAGUUGGAUGAAUGAUUUUGUUCUUCAAAUUGAUUUAUUUAAUGAUAAAACGUAUGAUGGUAUUACAUUUCCAGGUAGUGAACGUGAAUUAAUAUUUUCAAAAAUAAUGCGUUCAUCACUUCACGUUGGUUCAUCGUGGUCCGAAUCAUCAUCAUCGGAUUCUUUUAAACAUGAAUUAGAAUAUAAUUAUCGUGUUGAAUGUGAACAACAUUUUUAUGGUGCUCAAUGUUCAAAACAUUGUCGUGAACGAAAUGAUGAUUAUGGACAUUAUACAUGUACAAAAGAGGGUGAUAGACAAUGUAUGCAAGGUUGGCAAGGUAUCAAUUGUCAAAAAGCUGUAUGUUCAUCCGGUUGUUCAUCUGAAAAUGGUUAUUGUACUCAACCUGGUGAAUGUAAAUGUCGGGCUGGAUGGUCUGGUUUAGACUGUAAUCAGUGUGCCGUGUAUCCUGGAUGUGUCAAUGGUUAUUGUACAGCACCGUUUACAUGCGUGUGUCAUGAUGGAUGGACUGGACCAUUUUGUAAUAAUUUAUUAAAUACUUGUGCUUCUCGUCCUUGUUUACACAAUGGACAAUGUACGAUGAUAGGCAGUGGUGCUCACAAAUGUACUUGUACUCCAUAUUUUACUGGUGAACAUUGUGAAAUAUCCUUGUUAACAUCGGCAGCUAUUUGUGAAAAUAAUUUAUGUCAAAAUCAAGCUACAUGUAUUCAAGAACAUGAAACAUAUCGAUGUAUUUGUACGAAAGGAUUUAAAGGUGUUUUGUGUGACGAACAAGAAGAACAAAUGCAGCCAAAAUGUCCAUUAUAUUGUCAAAAUGGUGGUGUAUGUACAUCAUCGAAUAACAAUUUUCAAUGUGUUUGUCCAUAUGGAUAUCAAGGAAUUUUGUGUGAAAGAGAGUCAACAUUGACAGUGAGCGGAGGAUGUUCAAAAUAUCAAUGUUAUAAUGGUGGCACAUGCCUGGUCAAACAAGGUGAUAAUUCAAAACCAACAUGUUCAUGUAUCGAUGGAUGGCAAGGUGCUGAUUGUCGUGAACCAAUCGAUUAUUGUCAAACAUCACGUCCAUGUCGUAACGGUGGCAUUUGUUCAUCUUCUCCUAACAAAAGUUUUCAAUGCCAUUGUUCAUCAAAAUAUGUUGGACUCUAUUGUGAAAUUGAUUUAACUCUUAUCCGUCCAUCAAAUUUUCGUCAAAAUCACUUUAAUUUACUACCUAUUAUUCUUUGUAUUAUUCCCGUACCCAUUAUCUUAGUAGCCUUCAGUAUCAUCUAUUAUUAUUAUUAUCGACGAAAACAACGAACAACCGAAUGUGAACAAAAAUAUUAUCCUAAUCUCAAUUUAGAUAUUGAAAAAUCUGGUACAUCACAAAUUUGGGCAACAAAUUUAUUGAAAUCUGAUAUAAUGGAAGAAAAAGUAUGUGAGAAGAAAAAUAUGAAUUUAACAUUAACAACACAAAUAUUUCAAAAAAUACCGAAAUUAGAUUCAUCAUAUGAACCAAAUUUAAAAUUAUCAUAUGAGAAAAAAGAACUCUCUUCAAAAACAAAUUAUGACAUUAAACUUUCUCCAAAUGAUAUUGCAUCUCUCGUAUAG
Messenger RNA from Didymodactylos carnosus, 1971 nucleotides. The record is from the annotation of a GenBank genome assembly. NCBI's taxonomy places the organism in Eukaryota, Metazoa, Rotifera, Eurotatoria, Philodinida, Philodinidae.